Messenger RNA from Phragmites australis (common reed), 1449 nucleotides. RefSeq lists its product as uncharacterized. NCBI's taxonomy places the organism in Eukaryota, Viridiplantae, Streptophyta, Magnoliopsida, Poales, Poaceae. The transcript has 4 exons. Bases 89 to 1219 code for a protein of 376 amino acids. The record is from RefSeq and is a predicted model, not a curated record.
AGACCCGCGUUGAGUUGAGGAUCGUAAUUCGUACGCGCCACAAGAAGGAAUCAAAACCAAGGCCGUAGAAAAGAAAAGGCAGGCAAUAAUGCAGCUUCUCUCUACGCAGCUGCUGCUGCCCCUCCCCGACGCCAGCCACCGCGCUUUUCUCCCGCCGGCCGUCUACGCAGGCGCCGCAGCGUCCGUGACAUCAUCGUCUUCUUGCAUGCCGUCGUCUCCGCUUCGGUCACGGCGGUUCACCAAGUCCUCGGCGAGAUCGGGACUGCGAGUCGUCUCUCCCGAGACCUCCACCACCGCUGCCACGGACGCUGCGACCGCCGGCGCGCAGUCAGAUAGCACGAAGUGGGCAGAGUUCGCUGCGCGGGUGUCCGGCGAGUGGGACGGCUUCGAAGCGGACUUCACGGACACCGGCGACCCCGUGGAGCUCCCGGAGAACGUGGUCCCGGAGGCCUACCGCGAGUGGGGCGUGCAGGUGUUCGACUGGCAGACUCAGUGCCCGACGCUCGGCGACCCUGCCGCGCGAUGCGCGCUCCACUACCGGCUGGUUCGCCUGCUCCCCACCGUGGGGUGCGAGGCCGACGCCGCCACCGUGCACACCUCCCACCAGCGCCACGCCUCCUCCGCCUCCGCGUUCGGGUACGCCGGCACGGGUUCCUACAUCGCAGCGUGGCCCAAGGGCCCGGCGCCGGUCCUCGAGGUGGAGCACUGCAUCGUGCGCCCGGACAGCAGGGAGGUCAGGGUCAGGGUGGUGCAGACGGUGGCGCUGGGCAAAGAGGCGCGGCUGCGUGGGGUCAAGGUGUUCUCCGAGCAGUGGUACGGCCCGUUCCGCAACGGCGAGCAGCUCGGCGGUUGCGCCAUCCGGGAGACCGCCUUCGCGGCUGGCGAGAAGCUCGACGUGUCCGAGGUGCUGGGGCAGUGGGAGAGCACAGACGCCGCGGCCGCGAGGUUCUCCGACGAGCUGGACGCCGAGACGGGCAAGUUCGCCGAGCUGUCUCCGGACGAACCAAGCAAGCUGUUGAGAGACACGGACGGCGUCGUGACGCUGCCGAAGCAGCUGUGGAGCGUGUUCAAGGAGCACGGCGACGGCGAGUUCCUGUGCGAGGUCGGGUGGGUUCUGGGUGGCGGCAGCGCGGUGACGUCGCGGUGCGUGCUGUCCAAGGACGGGGACGUCAAGGAGAUCGCUGCUGCCUACGAGUCUCGGGUGACAGAGGGUACCUGACUGGAGCUGUCAGCUUCAUCCAGGUUUGAUUAGAAUUUAUGCUGAAUAGAUCAAUAGAAUGGCUCUACCAAUCAAAUCAAAUUGGUAUUGGCACGCGUUGACGAUGCUUAUCCGUCCCUAGCACUGCACUGCCUGACUGCCUAUUCUGAAUUUCUGGGACCGCAUCACUUUUCAGGCCUCAGGCCAAAACGUUAAAACGAGUAUUGGAGCAGCGCCUGUUUACCACUUCA